Messenger RNA from Melitaea cinxia (Glanville fritillary), 1456 nucleotides. RefSeq names its product seminal metalloprotease 1-like. The coding region runs from base 1 to 1266 and encodes 421 amino acids. NCBI's taxonomy places the organism in Eukaryota, Metazoa, Arthropoda, Insecta, Lepidoptera, Nymphalidae. Gene Ontology annotation, molecular function: metalloendopeptidase activity; zinc ion binding. The record is from RefSeq and is a predicted model, not a curated record. The transcript has 6 exons. Gene Ontology annotation, biological process: proteolysis.
AUGUUGCGGUUAGGAGUUUUGUUGUGCGUCAUUUAUUUGGCUUUAGGAAGCCCCCCAGUUACUAAGACUAGAGAGGAAAUUGAGGAGUUCCGGCAAUUUUUGGAAAAUAGCCGUACAGAUAGCGGAGUUCGAAUAGAUUCUCGAAUGUUGGCCAAUCCCCAAGCCAACAUUUGGGAAAACAGUGGAAAGUUCCAAGGUGACAUUGUUUUGGACGACUGGCAAGUUGAGGCUCUAGUCACAAAUUUCGCUGCUGGUAGAGCAGCAUACAUUUGGCCCAACACUAAGUGGCCCGGCAAUGUUGUGGUUUAUGAUUUUGGGCCUAAUGAAUUCAAUGCUGCGCAACAACGGACUAUCUUAAACGCCAUUGGUUGGAUUGAACGUUAUUCUUGCGUCAGAUUCCGUCGCCGUAAUGCUAAUGAUAGAAACUACGUCUUAUUGACAGGUAGAUCUGAUGGUUGCUAUGCCAGCGUUGGUUACUGGGCAGACCGUGGUGUCCACACCCUGAACUUAGCUCGUUCGAAUCCUGGAACAGGUUGUCUUUGGGUCACCGUCAUCAUCCACGAAUGGCUUCAUGUACUUGGGUUCUUCCAUAUGCAAUCCACAUACACGAGAGACAAUUACGUGCAAAUAAACUUUGACAACAUCGUUAGUGGUAUGGGACAUAACUUUGAUCGUUACGAAAAUAAUAUUGUCAGUAACCUAGCCUUACCCUAUGAAUAUACCAGCUGCAUGCACUACAGCUCCCACGCUUUUAGCCGCAACGGACAACCAACUAUCAUCCCUCUUAGGAGUUUCUCAGGAAUAAUGGGCCAACAAGAUCACGUCACUACUUUAGACUGGUUAAGACUGCGUAGACACUACAACUGCCCCGGUGCUUGGGCUCAAGAUGAAGUUGAACUACUGGAAAAAGAAGUGCAACUUAAUAGUCCACUGCACGAAAAAUCACCUUCAGCAAAAGUUGAAGCUGAAGAAGCUCCCCUUGAGGUCGAAAAAAUUUCUGAAGCCAAAGAAACUCCAUAUGAAGUCGAAAAAAACCAACAAUCUAAUGAUCAGUCGUCAAUUGCUGCUAUUGAAGUCGAAGAGAUUCCUUAUGGAGUCGAAGAAAUUCUUUACGAAGCUGAAGAAACUCCCUAUGAAGUCGAGGAAAAUCAACAAUCUGAAGACUUGUUACCAAUUAUUGUCGUGGAAGCCGAAGAUAGUCAACAAUCUGAUGAUUUUUCACCAGUCGGUGUUGUUGAUGCUGUAGAAGUUCCGUUUCCGGCGUAAACCUCAAAUCGCAAUUUAUAAUUAAUAAUGAUAAUAAAUUUUGUACUAAAUGUAAUAAAUACCAAUUUUUAAAUAAACUACAUGUUUUAUGUAUCUUUAAUAGGACAAGAAACCCUUGCACAGUAGUGGGACAUAUUAAACAGGCUGUAUUACAUUAAAAUACAAUACGAUUAUUAGGUUGGGAUUGUGA